Molecule: messenger RNA, 330 nt
Organism: Acanthocheilonema viteae
Lineage: Eukaryota; Metazoa; Nematoda; Chromadorea; Rhabditida; Onchocercidae
Source: the annotation of a GenBank genome assembly
AUGACAUCCCUCCUCCCUCGCAUCACCGCUCCACUCACCGCAGUCGACCGCUUAUCGCUAAAGCAGAGACGCGGUCGUGGGAAGCAACGCGAUAUGAAAGCGUUAAAUAUUACAAGUUUUCGGAUGAAGAUUGGUUUCGAACUGCCGAGAUUUCCAAAGAUUGGAGUUCAUUUCAAGCAAUCCUGCUAUUUCUUGCUAACAUUUGUGAGCAUGCCGGUUAUCAGUGAAGUAACAACGAACGCUGUACAGCGAUUCCCAGAAGGCUUGUUGGAAGUGGUGAGAAGAGCGAUCGACGACUACAACAUCGAACCCAAAGGUGGACGAAUUUGA